AUGGCCUUGGCCCAUCGGCUGGUUGUGCAGCUGGGCGGGAUGCUCUUCUCUCUGUUGGGCUGGGUCCUCUCCUGCCUCACCACCUACUUACCCCAGUGGAAAAAUCUGAACUUGGAACUGAACGAACUGGAGAUCUGGACCAUGGGACUCUGGCAGGCUUGUGUUGUCCAGGAAGAAGGGGGAAUGCAGUGCAAGGACUUCGAUUCUUUCUUAGCUUUGCCGCCAGAGCUCAGGAUUUCUAGGGUUUUGAUGUUUUUUUCCAACGGAUCGGGGCUUUUGGGCCUCUUGCUCUCGGGAUUUGGGUUGGACUGUUUGAAAAUCGGUGAAAGGCAACAGGAGCAAAAGAAACGGCUGUUGCUCUUUGGAGGAAUGCUCUUCUGGAUCUCGGGGAUUACAGCUAUUGUCCCAGUCUCUUGGGUUGCCCAUUCCACCGUCCAGGAAUUUUGGGAUGAGAAUAUACCAGAUAUUGUUCCCAGGUGGGAUUUUGGGGAAGCGUUAUUCGUUGGCUGGCUUGCUGGAUUUUGUCUUAUAUUAGGAGGAUCCCUACUCAAUUGCACGAUCUGCUCAACCAAAGUGCAUCUGUCUUCAGUCCGCUAUGCAGCGGCAGAACAGCGGGAUCGGUGUCGGCGUUUGGAAACUGAAACUAGGCCUUAA
This is a messenger RNA of Colius striatus (speckled mousebird), 654 nucleotides long. Its product is annotated as claudin-22. NCBI's taxonomy places the organism in Eukaryota, Metazoa, Chordata, Aves, Coliiformes, Coliidae. Gene Ontology annotation, molecular function: structural molecule activity. The record is from RefSeq and is a predicted model, not a curated record. The transcript has a single exon. Bases 1 to 654 code for a protein of 217 amino acids. Gene Ontology annotation, cellular component: plasma membrane; bicellular tight junction. Gene Ontology annotation, biological process: cell adhesion; bicellular tight junction assembly.